CUGCCAACAGUAGAGGAACACACAAAAAGUUUUUGACAAAUUUCCCCACUUCCCGAAAUCUCAAAACCCUAGCUUCGAUUUCAAUUUCUACCUUCAUACUGGAUCUUGUCUCUACAAAAUCUGAAGAAAUGGCGACAAUUCCAAUGGAUAUCGUCAAGGACAUCUUCCUCCGUCUCCCUCCGAAGACGCUCGUCCGAUUCCGUGUUCUGGCGAAACCGUACUGCGAUCUGAUCGACAGCCCAGAUUUCAUUGCAUCGCAUCUCGACCGCACGCUUCGGACGAACCGCCACCUCAUGAUCCUCCUCAGAGGUGCGCUUCACCUCUACUCGGUGGACCUCGACUCACUCGAUGACGUCACCGACGUCGAGCUUCCGAUGAAAACCGGUGGCCCGACCGAGGUUUUCGGAUCCUGCAACGGUUUGGUCGGAUUGUCGAACUCCCCAACUGAUUUGGCUUUGUUCAAUCCUUCCACUCGGCAAAUCCACCAACUACCGGUUUCUCCGGUUGGUCUUCCCGAAGGUUCCACCAUUCGUGGGUAUGUGUUUUACGGGUUCGGUUACGAUUCUGUGAACAAAGACUACAAAGUUGUGAGGAUGGUACAGUUUAAGCGAGACUCAGACGAUGAACUGGGUCACAGUUUCCCCUACGAGGUCAAAGUUUACAGCCUGAAGACCAAUUCAUGGAAGAGAAUCGAAACGGUCCCGGUUAUGAUUCAGUUCCUGUUCUAUUUCUACUACCAUCUGUUGUUUCGUCGCGGUUAUGGUGUUCUUGCUGCUAACAAUCUGCACUGGGUUUUGCCGCCGAGACCGGGAUUGGUCGUGGGUAACAGUGUUAUUGUGAGGUUUGAUCUUGUCUCCGAGGAGUUUGACAAAGUUCCUCUGCCUGAGGCCAUUGGUAACUAUGACAGUGAUAUACAGAUGGAUAUAGGUGUGUUAGAUGGUUGCCUUUGUUUGAUAUGUUGCCGUGAUCAGACUUAUGCUGACGUUUGGGUGAUGAAGGAAUACGGGGUUAGAGUUUCUUGGACUAAGCUUUUCACGGUUCAGAAACCUAAAAGUGUUAAAUCACUUGCAUAUAUGAGACCUUUAGUGUAUUCCGAGGACCGGAACAAGGUUUUACUGGAAAUUAAUAACACAAAGCUGAUGUGGUUUGAUUUGAUAACUAAGAAGUUGACCACUUUGAGAAUCAAGGACUGCCCUAGUUCAUAUAGCGCCGAACUUGUUGUGAGUAGUCUUGUCUUGGGGUGUAAAGGAGAUCCCAACGAGGUUAAACGGAGGCAACAGCGACAGAAGCGAGACCACGAGGAUAAGAUGAGGCAGAGGAAGAAGAGGGACGAUUUUCUGUCCAAGGGAUUCAAACUCCUGCUGUGAGCAAAUGUGGGAGACAAUAGCAAAAGGCAAGAUGAGGUAAGUGAUAAACUUUUCCAUCGAUGGUGUCACUGAUUGGGUUGCUGCUAUAUCCGAUUUGGGUUUUCCCCAAUCUUUGGAAACGGGAAUCAAUAUCCGAGUGGGCACAGAUUGGAGGAGUUUUUCUGGGUGUUGCCGAGGCAUUUAUGGAGGGUGUAGGGGGUGAAGGUAGAAAUAGAAUCAUAUCAUGGGAGGGACAGACAUUGAGUAUUUUCCGCAAUCAACUAGCUUUUUAUGCAAUCUUGUGAUCUUCCUGGAAAAUGUCGAGAUCCAGACUGUCCGUUAAUGAGUAUCGAUUUUCAGGAGCUGUUUUCGCCCAAGGAGAUAUCACUAACAGCUAAAACAGGAGAGGUUCUUGUACUCAGAAUCUCAGCUCAGUUCCACCCUCUGUCUUGUUGUUAAAUAGCUGGGUGUCUUCCACUUCUAUGAUCUUGCUUUGUAAAUUGAUGAAUCUUCCUUUUAAAGCUUUGACCUAGAAAUUUGAUAUGGGAAAUGUUUGUGAUACAAAAAGGAGAUACUUAUGUUCUGAAUCUGUGUAAUGUAAUUGUCUUAACCUUGAAUUUGUGUGACAUAGUCAAUGCAGGAUUGCAUAUACUUUUGAUUAUUA
Molecule: messenger RNA, 2010 nt
Organism: Tarenaya hassleriana
Lineage: Eukaryota; Viridiplantae; Streptophyta; Magnoliopsida; Brassicales; Cleomaceae
Product: F-box protein CPR30-like
Exons: 2
Coding region: 129-1367 (412 amino acids)
Molecular function (GO): protein binding
Source: RefSeq, a predicted model, not a curated record